AUGCAUAAUAUGAUUCAUAUUUUUAUCGUUAUUUUCAUUUUAUUAAUUGUUUUGGGAGAUAGUCAUUUUAUAUCUGGAAGAGGUAAAAUUCAUUUUGAUCGAGGUUUACAUCAUUCACGUCGUUGGGAACGUUGGUGUACACUAGAUAUUGAAUGUGGUCGUGGUUUUUGUCAAGGUUACAUAUGUCAAUGUUAUCGUGGAUAUAUAACAUGGAGAUUUAUGGGUGUUUGUAAUUAUGAACAACGAACUAAAUUAACAGUUUUUCUUCUUUCAUUUUUUACUGGUAUGUUUGGUGUUGAUUGGUUUGUUUUAUCAAGAGGUGAAGCUGGAUAUAUUAUUGCUGGCAUUUUUAAAUUAAUUAUUUCAUUUGGAUGUAUUAUUGGAUGGCCUAUAACUAUUAUUAGUAUAUCGAAAAAAAACUCUAGGUUUUUUACUACAGCUGAAGUCAUUAGUGUUAUUCUUAGUGUUGCAUCAUUUGUAUGGUGGUUAACUGAUUGGAUUAGAAUUUUAGCUGAUGUAUUUUAUGAUGGAUAUGGAGCACCGUUACAACCAUGGGGAGAGUAUUAUUAUUAUGACAGACUUUCAUAUCGUCUGUAA
This is a messenger RNA of Rotaria sordida, 597 nucleotides long. NCBI's taxonomy places the organism in Eukaryota, Metazoa, Rotifera, Eurotatoria, Philodinida, Philodinidae. The record is from the annotation of a GenBank genome assembly.